Molecule: messenger RNA, 1544 nt
Organism: [Candida] anglica
Lineage: Eukaryota; Fungi; Ascomycota; Pichiomycetes; Serinales; Debaryomycetaceae
Source: the annotation of a GenBank genome assembly
CUAUCUUUUUUAUUGUUUAAGUUCAAUGUCCAUUGCUGAACAAUACUUUCCAGAAGAGCCAAAGGCUCCAGUUGUUAAGUCAACUGAGUUCCCAGGUCCUCAAACUAAAGCCAAGAUUAACUCCCUUGGUGACUAUAUGGACAACCGUCCUGUUUACUUUGUUGCUGACUAUGAAAAAUCUGUCGGUAACUACAUUGUUGACGUUGACGGAAACACUUUACUUGAUGUCUACGCACAAAUUGCAUCCAUCCCUCUUGGUUACAACAACCCAGCUCUUAUCCAAGCUGCUAAAUCCGAUAAGAUGAUUAGAGCAAUCGUUGACCGUCCUGCUUUAUCCAACUUUCCUGGUGCUGACACUGAAGAAAUCAUUGCUGAGUUGAUCAAGGUUGCUCCAAAGGGUCAAGAUAAGAUCUUUUCUGGUCUCUCUGGUGCUGACGCCAAUGAAUUGGCUUUUAAGGCUGCUUUCUUCUGGUACCAAUCUCAAAAGAGAGGAUUCCACACUGACUUUAGUGCUGAAGAAAACAAGACUGUCAUGGAAAACGCUGCUCCAGGUUCUCCAGAACUUGCCAUUAUGUCUUUCGACCGUGCUUUCCACGGUAGAUUGUUUGCAUCCGCCUCUUGUACUCGUUCCAAGCCAAUCCACAAGCUCGAUAUGCCAUCUUUCAAGUGGCCAAAGGCUGAAUACCCAUCAUACAAAUACCCAUUGGACAAGCAUGUGGCUGAAAAUGCCGAAGAAGACAAGAGAUGUUUAGCCAUUGUCGAUAACCUUUUCAAGACUUGGCACGCUCCAAUUGCCGCUUUACUUAUUGAACCAAUUCAAUCUGAAGGUGGUGACAACCAUGGUUCUAACGAAUUCUUCCAAGGUUUAAGAGAUAUUACCUUAAAGUAUGGCGCUUUGAUGAUUGUUGACGAAGUCCAAACUGGUGUUGGUGCCACUGGUACUAUGUGGUGUCACGAACAUUUCAACUUGUCUCCAGCUCCAGACAUGGUUACAUUCUCCAAGAAGUUCCAAUCUGCCGGUUACUACUUCCACGACCCAGAAAUCAUUCCAAAUGUUGCUUACCGUCAAUUCAACACUUGGUGUGGUGACCCAGCUAGAAUGAUCUUAGCUGGUGCCAUCGGUGCUGAAAUCCUUAAACACGACUUGGCUGCCAAGGCUCAAAAGGUUGGUUCUUACUUGUUUGGAAAGUUGGAAGCUUUGCAAGUUAAGUAUCCAAAGCACCUUAGAGACUUGAGAGGUAAGAACCGUGCAACUUUCAUUGCUUGGUCUUUAGAAGAUGGUGCUGCCAGAAACAAGUUUUUGAGUGACAUGAAGACUGUUGGUAUUAACAUUGGUGGUUGUGCUGAAGACUCUGUCAGAUUGAGACCAACUUUAGUCUUUGAGGAAAAGCACGCUGAUAUUUUGGUUGCUGGUAUUGAAAAGGUUUUGUCUGGUUACUAAGGGGUUUCGCUCUCAAUAGUAAAAUAUUGAAUCAAUUUUGCAACCACAAAUAUAAAUAGAGUAAAUAAUAAUAAUUGGGAAUAAAUACAAACUUAUUUUGAGA